Molecule: messenger RNA, 1302 nt
Organism: Mercurialis annua (annual mercury)
Lineage: Eukaryota; Viridiplantae; Streptophyta; Magnoliopsida; Malpighiales; Euphorbiaceae
Product: cinnamoyl-CoA reductase-like SNL6
Exons: 5
Coding region: 107-1201 (364 amino acids)
Biological process (GO): steroid biosynthetic process
Molecular function (GO): 3-beta-hydroxy-Delta5-steroid dehydrogenase (NAD+) activity
Source: RefSeq, a predicted model, not a curated record
AAACUCCUACUAUUUUUCAACUACUCCAUUCAUAUCAUUAUUUUCCCCCUCACACUCAACUUCAACUUUAUUUUCUCCUUCUCUAAUACUCCAUCUGCCAGUCAAAAUGGGGUUUAUAGAGAAUGAAGAGAGGAGGCUGUUAAUGGAGUUUGAAAUGGAAGAAUUAAAGCGUAUCUUAGUAGCCUGUUCGGGUCGAAAAGACGACGAAGAAUCCAAAGGCUCGCGUCGUUCUAACACGGAAAUUAUAGCCGACUAUGAUCACGGCGACAAGGUUGUUUGCGUUACUAGCGGUGUUUCCUUUUUAGGCCUCGCCAUUGUUAACCGCCUCCUCCGCGGUGGUUACUCCGUCAGAAUCAUUGUUCAUACUCAAGAGGAAAUGGAGAAAUUGAGGGAGUUGGAAACAGCAGGGGAGAUGGGGUCAGGGAACAGUAGCAUCAAGGCAGUUAUGGCAAAACUAACAGAAAUGGAAAGUUUAUCGGAAGCAUUUGAAGGCUGUCGUGGCGUUUUCCACACCUCUUGUUUUACCGACCCUGCUGGCCUUUCUGGCUACACAAAAUGCAUGGCUGAAAUAGAAGUGAGGGCAUGUGAGAAUGUGAUGAAGGCAUGUUCAAGAACAGCAUCGGUUAGGAAUUGUGUGCUCACAUCUUCACUUUUGGCCUGCAUAUGGAGAGAUGCUUCUUCACAACAACUUUCUCCUCUCAUCAAUCAUCAAUCUUGGAGUCAUGAAUCUUUUUGUGCCCAUAAAAAGCUUUGGUAUGCGUUGGGUAAGGUGAAAGCAGAGAAGGCAGCAUGGAGAAUUGCAAAGGAGAAUGGUUUAAAAUUGGCAACUAUAUGUCCAGCUCUUAUCACAGGUCCAGACUUCUAUCAUAGGAAUCCAACAUCAACAAUUGCCUAUCUAAAAGGAGCACAAGAAAUGUUUGCAGAUGGGCUGCUAGCAACCAUUGAUGUUAUGAAACUUGCAGAGGCACAAGUGUGUGUGUUGGAGGCAAUGAACAAAACAGCAUAUGGCAGGUACAUUUGCUUUGACAAUGUCAUUCAAAGUGAAUCCCAAGCAGAAAGAUUGGCAAAACAGACAGGCUUGCCUGCAAGCAAGAUAUGCGGAAAUUUACCCGAUCGUAUUCCGGUUCGAUUCGAAUUGUCAAAUAAAAAGAUGUUAACCCUAAUGUCAACCCCGCUUCGCAACUGUUUUAAUCAAAGUUAGGAAUGAAAUUACUUGUAAUCUAAGUUGUUUUGUGAGUGAGCAUCAAGUGUUUAGUUAGCUAAUGCCAGUUUGAUCUUAUAAAAAGAGCCCUACUUCGUACC